UGUAAAUAUAAACAAAAUAAGUACUGCGGGCUUAUUACCGUGAAUUCCGUGCUUUCUUGAGGAAUUUACAGUUAUAAUUAAGAAAACUUUUUUUCACGCUUUAUUUUAUUUAUCAAGAACUUUAUUUGAAACUUAAAUUUAUAGUUGAAAUUUUUUCAGUGUUUUGUAAUGUUUAAAAUAAUUUAAUAUUUUUAAAAUUUUGUAUUAGCAUUAUCAAAAGAAACGCUGUCUAUAUUUAACUUAUUCUCCAGAUAUAAAUUAAUAUUACAGCUAUAUCUACAGAUUCCGAAUUUUAUAUUUUCUACAGCUUUCUAAUUAAAUAACACCUUUUUUUUUGUGAUUGAAAUGUGGAAAAUGCUUUCCUGCAGUUUUUCAGAAUUGAAUCUAGAUGUAACACUUGCAGCUGGCCAAUCAUUUCGAUGGAGUAAGUCUAAUAAUGGUGAAUGGUUUGGAGUGAUAUCAGAUUUUGUAUGUGCCUUAAAACAAGAUACAAAAGGAAAUCUGUUAUAUAAAAUUCAUAAUUCUGCAAAAAGUGAUGACAGCUAUGAACAAAGCAAACCAGAUCAAAAACGGCCAAGGAAAAGACCCAAAACAAUAAAAAACAUUUCAACACAAAAUACUAAUUUGUCUUAUAUUAAUCAUGAAGACAUUUUAAAUGAUUACUUCAACCUGAAUUUUAAUUUAGAAGACCACUAUAAUUUGUGGAGUAAGGCUGAUGAAAAUUUUAAGUCUGUUGGGAAAAUCCACAAAGGAAUUAGAAUUUUGAGACAGGAUCCUGUGGAAAAUCUCUUCUCUUUCAUUUGUUCUGCAAACAAUAACAUACCAAGAAUCACUGGCAUGGUUGGAAAACUUUGUUCAAAUUAUGGAGAAAAGCUGCUACAAAUAGAUGAUCAGACAUUUUACACUUUUCCAACAAUAGAACGUUUAGCUGCAGAUGAUGUUGAAAAUAAAUUGAGAACUUUGGGGUUUGGUUAUCGAGCUAAGUAUAUAAAUCAGACAGCUAAGAUAUUACUUAAAGAAAAACCUCCAGGAUGGUUAGAAAACCUUAGAAAAGUUUCUUAUAAAGAAGCACAUGAAGAACUCUUAACUUUACCAGGUGUUGGUGCUAAAGUGGCUGAUUGUGUUUGUCUGAUGUCAUUAGAUAAAUAUGAUGCCAUUCCUGUGGACACACAUAUAUGGCAAGUUACUCUGAAAGAUUACAUGCCUCAUUUGAAAAAUUCUAAAACAUUAACGCACAAAAUUUACCAAGAAAUAGGCGACUUUUAUCGUGAAAGGUUUGGGAAAUACGCAGGUUGGGCCAACACGGUGCUAUUUGCAAAUGACUUGAAAAUGUUCAAGAACAAUAAAGAUUGAAGUGGAGCUACCUACUUUUAUACAUAUGUAUUAAAUAAAAAUACUUUUAAGUUUUUUAAUGAAAUAUCAUGUUAUAUACUUCAGAGUUAGAACUUUAAUAGUUUUAAUCUUGCAUAGUUUAAUGCCAAAACUUGAAGUAACAUUAUUAAUUUAUAUCUUUGUGUAUCUGUGAUAUAUAUUUUUCUUCAGCAUUAAACUGCUUGAUUUUAUCACUUUUUACAAUUAAACAAAAUAGGUUUCUAAUAUUUUAUUUUAAACUAUAUUAAUGUACAAAUAAUUAGAAUUAAAGAAAAAGAGUAAAAAGAAAAGCAUUUCAAGUUUUUUUUAAAAAAAUUAUUAUGGUAAGGAAAAAUUUAGUUACACAUAAGAUCAUAUAGUUUGGAAUGUAAU
This is a messenger RNA of Argiope bruennichi, 1743 nucleotides long. It is a transcript of the gene Ogg1, whose product is annotated as N-glycosylase/DNA lyase-like. NCBI's taxonomy places the organism in Eukaryota, Metazoa, Arthropoda, Arachnida, Araneae, Araneidae. Bases 346 to 1353 code for a protein of 335 amino acids. Gene Ontology annotation, biological process: nucleotide-excision repair; base-excision repair, AP site formation; base-excision repair. The transcript is spliced from 7 exons. The record is from RefSeq and is a predicted model, not a curated record. Gene Ontology annotation, cellular component: nucleus. Gene Ontology annotation, molecular function: 8-oxo-7,8-dihydroguanine DNA N-glycosylase activity; damaged DNA binding.